This is a messenger RNA of Fusarium mangiferae, 798 nucleotides long. RefSeq lists its product as uncharacterized. Gene Ontology annotation, molecular function: 3'-5' exonuclease activity; nucleic acid binding. Gene Ontology annotation, biological process: nucleobase-containing compound metabolic process. The record is from RefSeq and is a predicted model, not a curated record. Lineage: Eukaryota; Fungi; Ascomycota; Sordariomycetes; Hypocreales; Nectriaceae. Bases 1 to 798 code for a protein of 265 amino acids. The transcript has a single exon.
AUGGAACAGCAAACCCCAGACGCCGAGGUCGUCAACACGAUCCAGGGUGUAAAGUCCCUCGCCGAUGGCAUCGCAGUUCUCAACUCCUCCCACGAAAGUCAACAAGUGCCACUACUCUACAUCGACAUCGAGCCAAACAGUCUCGGUGUAAAUGGCGAACUCAACCUCUUGGCGAUCAUGCUGUGCUACGGGCCAGAAUAUCGCCGACGUCUGUUCCUCGUCGACGUCAACCUCCUCGCAAACCAAGCAUUCUCCACGCGAGGAUACUACGGCGCCAGUUUGCGAAGCAUCCUCGACUCUGCGUCGUACCAAAAAGUCUUUUUUGACGUUAGUCAUGACUCUCAUAUUCUAUACACUCAGUAUGGGAUUAAGUUGCAGGGGGUUUAUGACCUGCAACUCAUGGAGAAUGCGUGUUGGUCACAGGAGCGCAAGAUACGGCAUCUACAGACUUUCGACCCGUUGGUGCAGAGCUUACUCGUCCACCGGAAGAACCGAAAAAGAUGGUUGAUUGACAAGUUCAACGGAGAGUGGGCGUACAGGUACGGCGCUAGAUCGCCGCACAUAGUGUUUCAGAAACGUCCGGUUGUCUCGUACAUUCGAUCAUACUGCUGUCGGAAUGUUCGGUUCAUGCCAGAGUUGUAUGAGAAGAUCUGGUAUGCUGUGCCGAUGAUUAUGGAUUUAGUUGUGCAAGAGGCUCAGAGACGAGUUGAUGAGAGCCAGGAGGAUGGGUAUGAUCCUUUGGCUAGUGGUCGGUUGAGAAGUCCUUGGUCUGCUGAGCAGCAUAAGGAGCUUGAUUAG